Rhagoletis pomonella (apple maggot) is the source of this 2460-nucleotide messenger RNA. RefSeq names its product mucin-5AC. Lineage: Eukaryota; Metazoa; Arthropoda; Insecta; Diptera; Tephritidae. The record is from RefSeq and is a predicted model, not a curated record.
AUACAGGAUCACAUGGGAUCGAAUAUAGGCAAUGCACCAAGCGCCAGCUCGCCUAUUUCGAAAAACAUGCGCCACACAAAUGGUUGGGACUACAAACUGCAAUCGCCUUUCGCACAUCGAAAAAUUUCGGGAGACAGCUCACAACCGGCUCUACAGAUAGCCAAUCUCUCGUCGAGUACGGCAAAACAACAACGCUUUAAGCCGCCUCAGCUGUUGACAACAUUUGUGCCGGCGGCAGGUAAUGCGAGCUCGUCAAACUCGACCGGUUUUACAGUAACAGCGCCGAGUGUGCAGAGCCAGCCAAAUACGUCCACAAUUGAAACAGUCGCAAUCACGACAACGCCUAUAAAUGCGCCAUCGACACUAAGUAGCCCAAAGCACUUCUUUGCGCCACUUAAACCCCGGCUGAAACUCAACACAGAUUUGGCUAAUAAAACCACGAACAACACCAACGUGCCUGGGGUACCACCCCUAAGUUCCAAUCCAACAACAGCGGCGGUCGAUGUUGAAGCAAAUGCCUGCCAAAAUUGCGACCCGCCUGACCUCUAUGUACACAACGGUGUGGCUUCGCCCUACCAGCGUCAAAUAGCGACCGCAACGACUGCGGCCAAUGCGGUGCCACCGCCAGUGCCUCAACGUGGCAGCUCCUCUCAAACGGAGUCUGUCAAUUUGGAAACGAUCCUCAAUGACAUCCAAGCUAUAUCAGAGGACAUUUUGGCGAUUCAGCUGGACAAGCGAAAGGGGAAUGAUAAUGACAUCAACAAGCCGCUGGAACAGAACGACAAAAACAAGAAGCCUUACCGUUCUGAAAUGAAUCUGACACUCCAGUACGACGGGGUAAGUCAAGCCACUACUGCCGCCAACAAGACCGCGACCGCAACACAGACGUCUUUCGGCAGCAACGGCGGCCACAACGCCCGCUGUACGCGUUCAUUGGAACGCGAACACACCGAUAGUCCGUCGCCCCACAUACCCGACGCAAUGGUCCCCUUUCCAGACAAACGUACCUACAUCGGCUUUGAUCAGCUGAACAACGAGGCAAUAAUUGAGCUGCCGCCUUCAAGCGUUGCAAAUAUGCAAAGACCGCCACUGCCAACAGUAGUAAGUGCACCCAACAAGGCACAUCCACCAACGCCGCCGGCGCGCGGGUAUCCAUCGCCGCUUAACAUACGCUGCGCGGGUUUGGCGCGUGGCACGCCUGUGGCAAUACCAGAGCCACCGGGAGAGGAGACGGCGAGCAGUGCACAGGGCAGCACGCCAGUGAUAGUAGGCCUUGCACCAAACAAAAGCCAACUUUAUACCGCUAUAGCGAAUGCGGCAGCUAAGCGCGCGCAGUAUCGUUCAUCAAUGGCGCAUUCACUAGAAGGGCAUAUGUCCGCUGCAGCUGCAGCAGCGGGGACGGAUACGAAUAAUGCGGAUGCCGCAAACGAGGCGCUGAGUAGUGAGGCUGCGCGACGGAAAGCGCGACGCGUUUCAAUCGUUUGUGGCGACUCAAGUACGCCGGACUCACCUGACGCAGUGACAAAUCCUCACCUAAUUCGAUCUCAAGCACAAAUUAAUUUGAGUGGCGUGCAGGAUGCCGCCACAGCUACUAAUUCAAAUUCAGCGAACACAACAAUAACAACAGCGAAUACGAUUUCUCCAUCCGUAGGUAGUUGCUCAGACCUGCCAUCCGCGCUGGUUAAUCCAGCGCUGAGGAACCUCAAGCAGACCAGCCACAGCACACCCAAUUCACCACAUUCCUUGCGACGUCGCAGUAACAGUAACACUAUGAGCCCGCAUAACAGCGUUGCUGACACCGCACAUCCCCCACAAUCACUGUCGGCCAACACGUCCCCGCGCCACACGGCUACCGUACACCAUCAUCACAGCAAUAGCAGUUGUAGUAAUAUUUCCGCGGCUCAACAACGAAAAUCCAGUCAGGACUCUACGCCCGGCAACCCGACAGAAUUGGCUGCUGUUGAGGCAAUUGCAGGGCGCUCACGUUGUUCCAGGCGUCACUCCGACGGUACGGUGGCGAGUAAUGCGCAUCGCAUUAGUGGCACUUCCGGUCAUCACCACCAUCAUCGCCACCAUCAUCAUCAGCACAGUUCGUCGGUGCUCAGCAACAAUCUGCAUCACAGCCAUCAUUCGCAUCAGGACAGCACUUCGUUGUCGGAACACGGAUCGAACAGUUCGGCUUCGUCGCGAGAAUCCUCGACUUCGUUCAGUGUGCGUUCACAUCGGCGGAAAAUCUCAAUUAGUUCGCACACCGGGGGUAAGAUACCAUGGUGUGGGUGCUGGGGCAACGGCUGCUUGUAGGUAAGAUAAAUGCAUACAAAUGUAUGUAUAGUUGUGUGGCGCGAGUGUAUUUUAAAGUGUAUAAAAACGUCUAAGUAAAUGUAGUAAAUUUGAAUUUAUAUAUAAAUACACAUUAAUUAGUUUUAUUAUAUUUAUCAAUUUAAAUGUAUUUAAAUUCGU